This is a messenger RNA of Balaenoptera musculus (blue whale), 396 nucleotides long. RefSeq names its product interleukin 13 (gene IL13). The transcript has 4 exons. The record is from RefSeq and is a predicted model, not a curated record. Bases 1 to 396 code for a protein of 131 amino acids. NCBI's taxonomy places the organism in Eukaryota, Metazoa, Chordata, Mammalia, Artiodactyla, Balaenopteridae. Gene Ontology annotation, cellular component: extracellular region. Gene Ontology annotation, molecular function: cytokine receptor binding. Gene Ontology annotation, biological process: immune response.
AUGGCGCUCUGGUUGACUGUGGUCAUUGCUCUCACCUGCUUUGGUGGCCUCGCCUCCCUGGGCCCUGUGCCUCCCUCUACAGCCCUCAAGGAGCUCAUUGAAGAGCUGGUCAAUAUCACCCAGAACCAGAAGGCACCCCUGUGCAAUGGCAGCAUGGUGUGGAGUGUCAACCUGACGGCCAACAUGUACUGUGCAGCCCUGGAAGCCCUGAUCAACAUCUCCAACUGCAGUGCCAUCCAAAGGACCCAGAGGAUGCUGAGCGCACUCUGUCUUCACAAGCCCUCAGCUGGGGUUUCCAGCGAGCACAUCAGAGACACCAAAAUUGAAGUGGCCCACUUCUUAAAAGACCUGCUCAAACAUUCAAGGAUCAUUUUUCACUACAGAAAAUUCAGCUGA